Talaromyces proteolyticus is the source of this 870-nucleotide messenger RNA. RefSeq lists its product as uncharacterized. The coding region runs from base 235 to 729 and encodes 164 amino acids. The transcript has a single exon. Lineage: Eukaryota; Fungi; Ascomycota; Eurotiomycetes; Eurotiales; Trichocomaceae. The record is from RefSeq and is a predicted model, not a curated record.
ACUAUUGGCGCGAUGAGCAGACCUGCGAGGUCUCGAGUGGGCGAGAGGGGCGGGCUGCCAGCUAACAAUCGAGCUUGGAUUGUUGGUGGGCGAUCGGAGUGGCUAGGGCAAAGUUAAAUAUGGACCCGAAACGCGACUGGAAGAAGGGGUAAAAAAGGCAGAAGGAGUACGGAGAAAAGGGUGAUUGGGUUCUGCAAGCCCACGAGAGGCUGUUAUAGCGAUAAUCAUCCACAUAUGGAGGCGGCGAUGACAUCGUUGCCAGAGGUGGCCGUAAACGGCACAGUGUUUCUUGGUCGUCGACAUCAUCGACAGGGAUGGAAAUCGAUCGAGGGCCGUGCUGCAACGCCGAGUCGAUCUGCGCUGGCCCAAUGGGAGGCGCGGUUGAAAUUUGGGUCAGCCCAAUCCUCGCAAUUUUGCUGGAUGUUUUUAGUAUGCUGCGACGUAGCAAAGAGGAGAGUACAGUACGUGACGACGAUGGCCCAUGCAGACCGUCCUACCGAGCCAGUGCAGCUUCAUCUUUUGAGGCUGGUUCUCGUGUUCUGUGUUUUUCGCCACGUCGCACAGCCACAACCUGCAUUCCGAUGCAGCAAUCAUGCAGCUAAUGGCCUCCAUGGUCGCGAUAGGGAGGAGAGGAGAGUAAACAGGCGACUGCCGUGGGGGCAGCAAUCUCCCUCGGCAUGCCCGACCCAGCCACAGUGGGCACCAGCCACGGUCACCUGUUCAAGCUAAUUCCUGCUCAACAAAUCACAAGAACAGGUCGUACUUAGUAUACGACUAGAAGAGAGACAUACGGAAGGUUCCCAGCCCUGCUGGCCGAUCGAACGGAGAUGGGCCGAACAGAUAGUGCUGAUACUUAGUCGGCGCGUGGAG